UUUGCGGUGCAGGGAGGAGGGGCUACGAUAAAUUUCGCUUCGUUGUCGUGUAUUAACUUUUAUGUGUUUUGUGAUAAAUUAAGGUUUAAUGGAUUGAAUUAAGUUGUAUUUUUACGUAUUUUAAUUGUGGACGGGAUUGUUUCUCAUCAAUUUGUCAAUACCGGCUCAUCAUUCUGACCGCUCCCAGUGCUAAAGUACGUACGUCAGUCUUCAAGUAUUUUUCAUACUGUUUGUGCUACUUGCGCAUAGUUGGGGCCGUGUGAUAGUAAAAGCUGUUGGAAAGUGCAUUCAUACUAGAAAUUGUUUUGGUAAAAACUAAUCUCAUACCCAUUUAAUCUAGUCCGUCAGUGUUAUAGUGUCGAGUCGGUGCUUAUUUGAUGUUUGUAGCCAUUUUUGGUGCCGUGAUCAGAUCAUAAUGACUAUAUUAUUAAAUAGUUUUAGCUAUUAGACAUGAUAACAAUAUCACCAAAAUGGACGGCGUGAAGAAAAUACACUCGGGGACACUGUAUCGUAACGGGCCGGUAGAGGGCGCGUAUGGGCCGCAGCAUAGCCCUGUGUCGCGUUCCGACGCCUCCACCGAAGACGCUGAACUGUCAGCUGCUCUCGCUCAUCAGCACCAUCUGGCUAUGCAGGCGGGUGAUUACCCUGUCGGUGGCGGUGUGGAGCCGGACUAUGGCCAGUACGUGUCGUCACCAGCAGCUCAUUACAAUCACAUGGGACACCUCACCAUGGCGCCAUCACAGAAAUACCCUCAUGUGAUGGAGACUGUGUCUGUGAGUAGCGGUUACGCGGGCGGGGUGGGGGCGGGUCACUACGGCACGUACGCUCACUACGGCGCCGCGUAUCCAACUCAGCCCGCUUACUUAGUUGAACCUCAAGUACCCGCUUAUAUGGCACAGGAAUUUGUAGAGGGCGGUGGUAGCGCUUCCCCUCGCAGUGCUUCACCCGGGGCCAUACCUCCGCAACACAAUAUGCAUCUGCAACAGAGGUACGACUCAGCGUCUCUAGAACAAUUAGGUCGACACUACUGUGUGACGUCACCGCGCGGUGAAUACGCCCCGGACGCGUACGGCUACCAGCACUAUUCCGCCGCCUACGACACUACCCACCAGCCAACGGCGUUUAAGGAUUCACAAAACGGUUUGAGUUUAGGCAGUACCGGAGGGCAGUCCAUGUAUGGUGAUGAAGAGGAGCUACAAAAGCAAAUGGCCAAUAUGGCUUUAGUUCACGGUAGUGUUGGGGUGGGAGGUCGGGAGGAGGGGGGUGGUCUCCAGUGGCGAGACCCCAACCUGCCAGAGGUCAUCGGUUUCCUGAACUCGCCGUCGGAUGUCGUGAAGGCAAACGCCGCCGCUUACUUACAACACCUCACCUAUAUGGAUGACCCUAAUAAACAGAAAACUAGAAGCUUAGGCGGCAUCCCACCCUUAGUGCGUCUGAUAUCCCACGAGAAUAUGGACGUGUGUCGUAACGCGUGCGGUGCUCUACGGAACCUGUCCUACGGCAGACAGAACGACGAAAACAAGAGGGCCAUACGGGACGCGGGGGGAAUCCCCGCACUUAUGGCGCUCCUCGUACGAGUCUCCGAUCUGGAAAUCAAGGAGUUGGUGACCGGCGUCAUAUGGAACAUGUCUUCCUGCGAGGAUCUCAAGCAGUCCAUUAUAGACGACGCGGCUCAGGUUAUAUUCAACAAGGUCAUCAUACAUCACUCUGGCUGGCAUCCGACAAACCCUGGGGACACGUACUGGUCCAACGUGUUCCGUAACGCGUCCGGUGUGCUCCGUAACGCGUCCUCGGCCGGGGAGUACGCUCGCAGACGUCUCCGUUCCCUGGCGGGGCUGGCCGAGGCUCUGCUGCACACAGUGCGGGUGGCGCUCGUCAAGAACGCUAUAGGGACCAAGGUCGUCGAAAAUUGCGUCUGUGUCCUAAGAAAUCUGUCGUACAGGUGUCAGGAAAUAGAGGACCCGCUGUAUGACACUCGAGCGCCUCCGACACAGUCAUCGGGACAGGCGAGGAUUCAAGCGAGUGCGUCGAAAGGAGAAAAUCUCGGAUGUUUCGGUGGAAGUAAAAAGAAAAAAGAGGGUUCGUCAUCAAAUUCUACGAGUCCGCUCGGCAAGAGCGAUCCUGAACCACAGACGGACACGAAUACUACACAGUUAGGGUACAGCGUACCCAAAGGGACGGAGAUGCUGUGGUCGCCUGAGGUGGUUCCUCUAUACAUGGCGUUACUCCAAACAUGUUCCAAUCCUGAGACCCUGGAGGCCGCGGCCGGAGCUCUACAAAACCUCGCAGCUUGUUACUGGCAACCCUCCAUAGAUAUACGUGCAGCUGUUAGGAAAGAAAAAGGGUUACCAAUUCUCGUAGAACUGUUACGUAUGGAAGUCGACAGGGUGGUGUGUGCUGUGGCCACAGCUCUACGUAAUUUGGCCAUCGAUCAACGCAACAAAGAACUCAUAGGAAAAUACGCGAUGCGUGAUUUAGUACAGAAAUUACCCAGCGGUAAUCAACAACACGAUCAGGGUACAUCGGACGACACCAUAGCCGCGGUACUGGCUACAUUAAACGAGGUUAUAAAGAAGAGUGCCGAGUUCUCACGUUCGUUGUUAGAGGCGGGCGGGGUCGAGCGCUUGUUGAAUCUGACCAAACAACGUCAUCGCCACACGCCCAGAGUACUAAAGUUUGCUGGCCAGGUCCUAAUGACGAUGUGGUCUCACGUUGAGCUGCGUGAGGUGUAUCGUAAGCACGGAUGGCGUGAAGCAGAUUUCCUCACACCGGCCAGGGCUGCUCAACCCCGGGCAGCAUCUAACACUAGCGGUGGUACGCCGGGCGCGCCGCACUCGCCGAGCGCCGCGAACAGUACGCUCAGCCGACCGAUGGCAUCCACUGGCGGCACUCGUUACGAAGACCGCACCAUACGACGGCAUAGGGAGAACGAUGACAUGCCACCCAUGGAUGUGAAUUACGUCGACGGUCUGGGUAUGGGGAACCCUAACGGCCGUCCCAUGAACCUACAGGGGGUCCAAGCCCAAAUGCCCCCACCAAGCAGCCGUUAAACUUACGCUCGCGAAUGUACCUCGUCCUAGACACUUUCCUUCAUGAAUGUACCUAUGUCGUAGCAGUUCUUAUGAAAUAUUUAAUUGUUGAGGUGUGAUCUAACGUAUUAUUAUUCAUACGGAUAUGCCUAUAAUAUUUUUUGUAGUCUCGUUUUUAAUAUUUUUUUGUUGUUGUGAUAAACGAAUGAAGUACAAUGUUUUUUUUUUCUCAUAUUGUUUGUGAUAGUCUUAUUAAUUUAUGCGUACGCGAGCUGGUAUUUUUUUUUAUCCAUGGAAUAUCACAAUCAUAUAAUUUCUUUUGUAAACCAGGGACUGAAGUGACAUUUUUUUUUUAAUGUAUACCACCGCUGUGACAUUUCUGACAUCUUAUCUCCGCACGAAAUGAUAACGUAAUUUUAUGGCUAACCUAAUAAAGUAAUAAAGUCAAUUCCCCCUGUAUAUAGUCGUGCCAUUGUAACUCGGAAGGGGAUUCCCAUAGAUGUUGUGUAAUUUUUUCUAUUAAAUAAAAUCAAGACUCACUUAUUAUGGGUAUUGUGAUCGUUGUAACGGUACAGUCAGCUACGUAAUACGAAUUCUUUUUUUCCUACAGUUCAAUUCAUUAUCUCAUAUAGUGACGUGUGUUAAUUAUAUGUUGUGGUUUGUAUUAUGUCGCUGACUGUACGACCAUUAUCAUUUAUAUAAUUAAACGAGCAAUCUAUUUACUACGGUGUAUACCUAAAUAUUAUAUAUUCGGGAUUUGAUUGUAAUUUAUGUAAUAGACAAGGCCCUGCGUACUGACGGGCCGUUAGAGGAAGGUUUUUUGUAACAUUUUGUAUUCAUUCCAGAAACUUAAUGUAAUAUAGGCGUCUAAUUGUCCUCUUUAUAUAAUUAAGAAAUAUCCGUCUUAUAUACAUAGAUAUAAGAUCAUUAUUCGGAUGCCCGUGUGAGCUUUAAAUACGGUAUCAUCCGCAUCCCUAUAGUUUUAUUAAUUUUUUAUAUAUAUAUUUUAAAACACUUUUGUUUGUGAAAUUACUUUUAUACGUUCAUGAACACGUGGUGGUAGGAAUCAUAUAAAAGUCCUUAUAAUUUAAAAGAAAUAACAAGGAAAGUUGUAUAUUAAAAUAAUUAUAAUUUGUAUGUAUGUCCUUUAUUUCGAAUCGCACGAACUUUGACAUAUAUAAUAUAAUAUAAAAAUAAAACGAAGUUCCAGCAGAUUUCGUCUAAGAUAAUGAUCUCCGUGAACACGCGAUUAUCAAGUUGCUGUUAGUAUAGAAGGAUUUCCCUCCGUUUUCGAUUUUAGCUUUUUUUUUUUUUUUGUUUUUUAAGUAACUAUUUAUUAUCAUUAUUUCCAUGGAAUCAUUAUUAAUGUUACACGUAGCGAGUAUUCAAUGUAUGCACAACACGCGACUGACUUCCCCGGUAUGUAACUACCCUCACUCAGCGCAGUUAUAAUUUUAGUGUAAGUUUUGUAUGAUAUUUUUAUAUGAGGAAUGUUUACUGCAGUUGGUUAGACUUGCCAGCUCUUGGUCGCUUCUAUGAAGCGAAAUUAUUGCAAUAGAUUAUUUUGCUCUCGAUAAAAAAUUUUUUUUUUUUAUAUCUACUUCUGAUAAUAGCAAUUUUUCUAAAACCGCUUCAGAGAGACCCUCAAAAAAUAAAUAUUAUGUAUGAUACUUAUAUUUUUUUAAUUAUAUUAAGUUAAUGGGUUUAUAUAGCGGUGUCUUUCUGGCCGAUGGUAGGCUUAAGGGAACUUAUUUAAUCACCUUAUUAAUUUAUGAUAUGAAUUAUAUUAGGGAAAUAUAGCCAUUUGUUUUUUUCAUAUUAUAUAUACAACGUGAUUUAUGUAAAGUUUAUGGGCAGUACUUUUUUAAGAUAUUAAAUCAUUUAUAAUGUUUACUAUGGCAGCUGAUAUAAAAUAAAUGUUAUAUUUUUUUAACUAACCUCUUUAUAACGUGUCGGUUUUCUUUUGUGCUGCCAAUAUAAGAUCUCUUUGAAGAUUCUACGUAGGUUAUACACCAUGAUUAUAAUUAAACCACAAAUAAAAUAUUAUAUGAUUGUCUAUGGUCAACCAGAGACUAUAGUCGUUGGAACAGUAAUACUCGAUUAUUUAUAUUUUAUUUAAAAAAAAAAAACAUUAUUAUUAUUAUUAUUUAAUAAUCACUUAUAUUCUUUGGUCGCUGCGACGUUACUGCUGUUUAUUGAUUAGUUUCUUAUUACAUUUUGUGAGUAGAUAUAAAUUGAGAAUAUUAUCUUUUUACAUAAAAAUAUAUUAUACACAGAAAAAUUAAAGAAUGGUUUUUUUUUAA
Molecule: messenger RNA, 5332 nt
Organism: Danaus plexippus (monarch butterfly)
Lineage: Eukaryota; Metazoa; Arthropoda; Insecta; Lepidoptera; Nymphalidae
Gene: p120ctn
Product: catenin delta-2
Exons: 20
Coding region: 471-3050 (859 amino acids)
Biological process (GO): cell-cell junction assembly; cell-cell adhesion
Cellular component (GO): plasma membrane; adherens junction; nucleus
Molecular function (GO): cadherin binding
Source: RefSeq, a predicted model, not a curated record